CGCGCUCCUGCCGCUUGUCCCGGGCGAUGCCUCCGCUCUGGGCUCUGCUGGCCCUCGGCUGCCUGCGGUUCGGUUCGGCUGUGAACCUCCAGCCCCAACUGGCAAGCGUGACCUUUGCCACCAACAAUCCCACACUCACCACCGUGGCCUUGGAAAAACCUCUCUGCAUGUUUGACAGCUCAGAGGACCUCAGUGGCCCCUAUGAGGUCUACCUCUACGUCCUGGUUGACUCAGCCGGCUUCAGGAAUGCCUCAGUGCAGGACAGCACCAAGACCCCACUGAACUCGAUGUUCCAGGAAACAGAAGGCGGGAGGACAGGCCCUUACAAAGCUGCGGCCUUUGACCUGACCCCCUGCGGUGACCUGCCCAGUCUGGAUGCUGUUGGGGAUGUGUCCCAGGCCUCGCAGAUCCUAAACGCAUACCUGAUCAGGGUGGGCGCCAAUGGGACCUGCCUAUGGGACCCCAACUUCCAGGGCCUCUGCAACCCACCCCUGUCAGCAGCCACGGAGUACAGGUUCAAGUAUGUCCUUGUCAACAUGUCCACGGGCUUGGUACAGGACCAGACCCUGUGGUCAGACCCCAUCUGCACCAAACGACCCACUCCAUACUCCGCGAUCGACACGUGGCCAGGCCGGCGGAGCGGAGGCAUGAUUGUCAUCACCUCCAUUCUGGGCUCCCUGCCCUUCUUCCUGCUCGUGGGUUUUGCUGGCGCCAUUGUCCUCAGCCUCGUGGACAUGGGGAGUUCUGAUGGGGAAACAACACAUGACUCCCAGAUCACUCAGGAGGCUGUCCCCAAGUCGCUGGGGACCUCGGAACCUUCCUACACGUCCGUGAAUCGGGGACCACCCCUGGACAGGGCUGAGGUAUAUUCCAGCAAGCUUCAGGACUGAGCUGAGCACCACCUCUGGGAGGCAGCAUCCUCCCAGCUGGCCUUGCCCAGAGCCUGUGGCAGUCAGUGCUCAUGCCCUGACCGGAUGGUGAAACAGGGUGUAUCGCUCCAAUUGCAGGAAACUCUUAAUAAAAUCUUC
Molecule: messenger RNA, 1028 nt
Organism: Carlito syrichta (Philippine tarsier)
Lineage: Eukaryota; Metazoa; Chordata; Mammalia; Primates; Tarsiidae
Gene: UPK3A
Product: uroplakin 3A
Exons: 6
Coding region: 27-890 (287 amino acids)
Source: RefSeq, a predicted model, not a curated record